AUGGCUGUACCCUGCAUCAUUCUCCUGGGCAGAUUAAUUGUGGAAUCCGUAGGUGAAUCGGUGAACUCUUUGGUCUCGGAUUGCUGUAGUGAAAGACUGGUUUUAAACGGCUCAUGCCCUGCUGACCAAAGAUGCAGUCCAGGAUGUUUUCAGAUAUGGACCACUGGGGGAACCUCCUGUAUUAAAUGUGCAAAUGACUCCAGUCAGGAAGUGGCUUCUAAUCUUACAGAGUGUGCAAAUAUUACCACUCAAGCACUGGAAAUCCAUAUGAAUCUCAGCACAGCUACAUCUGCUCCUCAUCACUUAAGCAAUCCUGGAAUAGCUGCAUCACUCCUGCUGGGAACUUUCUUCAUCAGCCUGUUUCUUGUUCUAUCUGUGGCCUCAUUUUUUUACCUCAAACGUUCACACAUGCUGCCAGAAAUUUUUCUACAGGAGGAAUAAAGCAUCCAUCUUGCAGCCUAGUGAAAUGGCAUCUAUGAUUCCAAAUCCAAGCUAUACAGGUCGAAAGCCAAGAUAUGUUAGACGAGAAAGGACACACAAACCGUCUGCACCAGUGCUACUUACUCAAUCGGAGGAAACUCAAGUAAGCAACGUCUAG
This is a messenger RNA of Staurois parvus, 598 nucleotides long. NCBI's taxonomy places the organism in Eukaryota, Metazoa, Chordata, Amphibia, Anura, Ranidae. The record is from the annotation of a GenBank genome assembly.